Molecule: messenger RNA, 465 nt
Organism: Geodia barretti
Lineage: Eukaryota; Metazoa; Porifera; Demospongiae; Tetractinellida; Geodiidae
Source: the annotation of a GenBank genome assembly
CUAUAUUGAGUAUCUGGAGAGACACAAAGUUCCCCUCAGAGAUACAGAGGCAAGUGCUAAAAAGGAGAUGACAACGGAGGAAGAGGUGGACAAGGGAGGAGAGAGCAAGCGGCAGUUCCAGUGUGUGUGUUGGAAGCUGGAGCCUCGACUGACCCUACUGUCAUCAGUCAGUGGAGAGUUCAAUCCUCACAUCAACUGGCUACUCCAGAAACUUGGCUUCAAACAUGCCCAGACCACCAUUCCCAAGUGGGUGCAGAGGGGAGUCAUGGACCCUCUUGACAAGACAGUGGCUCUCGCUGUGGAGCAGCUCAUGCAGUUCAGCGGCAAGAAGAAACUGAAAUUUCUGGCAAACUCUCCUAAGUAAAUACGUAAUCAACUGAUUAAACCAGGGCACAAGACUUGGUUUCGUGAUUAUUACAGCAGUUUUCAUGCUUCUUUGCACCGUCAAUUAAGCAUAAAGCAGUG